Molecule: messenger RNA, 573 nt
Organism: Mesorhabditis spiculigera
Lineage: Eukaryota; Metazoa; Nematoda; Chromadorea; Rhabditida; Rhabditidae
Source: the annotation of a GenBank genome assembly
AUGGGCUUUUUGGCUAUUUCUUUGUUGAUGGCUAUUGUUGGGGUUGAGGGUGCUGCCGACAGAAUCUGCUCGAUCAGCGAGCCAAAUAAAUGCGUGGAUAGCAAGCUCACCGAUGUCGAAACCGAUGCCAUAUAUUUCCGGGAGCUGAACAUUGCGCAGACACGACACGUCUACGCUUGCGCGAACGGCCAAUCUUUCUGCCAGUCCUUCACGAACGGUAAAGGCGCGGUGAAGGCUGGGUGCUACGCAGCCGCCGGCGUGAAGCGCGCCACAGGCGUAUGCGGCUGCACCGUCGUUACGGAUACCGAGAAAACCCAGACGGCGGAUCCAGCAAGGGCCGCCAAGUACAUCAACGAAAACUUUAAGGAGGAAGUAUCCCCCAAACUGAACAACGUCUUGAGCUACUACAUGAAGACUAUUCAGAACAGUAACGGCUGCUCGGCUGCCGAUUUCCAGCGACCCGCUGACAUGCCGGCGGAUCUCGCCGAGAUCCUAGAGGAGAAGACGAACAGCGGCUCGCCCCUGUUUUUCACGCUCGCCGGAAUUGGCGCCAUGGUGCUAGCUGGAGUCUUC